Messenger RNA from Vollenhovia emeryi, 1902 nucleotides. RefSeq lists its product as uncharacterized. Gene Ontology annotation, molecular function: cyclin-dependent protein serine/threonine kinase inhibitor activity. The record is from RefSeq and is a predicted model, not a curated record. Gene Ontology annotation, cellular component: nucleus. Bases 876 to 1244 code for a protein of 122 amino acids. Lineage: Eukaryota; Metazoa; Arthropoda; Insecta; Hymenoptera; Formicidae. The transcript has 3 exons. Gene Ontology annotation, biological process: regulation of cell cycle.
UUCUAGACGCAAAGAGCACAUUGUAGAUUAGGCUUAAGAGCGUGCGGGCAUAAAGAGAAGUCUUAUCUCCGGUUUUCGGUGUACAGCUUCGAGAGUCUAUACAUAUUCAGUUCUUACCGGCCGUAAAGAGACGUCUUAACGACGAUUACUAAGAACGCGUGCCCGUUUGAAGCGGACUCCCCGGGAUUAUCUCCAACGCGAUGCAAACGUAAACUGGAAUAUUGGCGCGCAUUUCUUCGGUGUAUCAUGUGGAGUAUGUUCGUAUAUACGGGCUUUUUGAUUAUUGCGCGAGUAAUAAACGAAGAAAUUAUUUAAACGCGCCCUGUAAAAAGAUAAAAUUGCGCGUCCAGCUUAACUUGCAAAUUUCAUUUGUCAUACGCGCUGCAAGUUUAUGAUAAGCUGAAUGCACAACUCCAUUUUUUUACAGAUGCAUUCAGUUUUCAAUACGAGGUUCAAAAUGCCUCGAGAUUACGCUGUUCAAUUGUGCGCAAAACAUUAACACGCGCGUUGAGUCCCGCAGUUUUAAAACACUCGUUUCGCGAUGCAAAAUAUUUAGAGCUCAAGCAGCGAUAUCGAGGAACUUCCAAGGGUGUGCGAGCGUCAAUAAUAAGUACUAUUCAAUACGUGUUCGCAAUCGUGUGUGCCGGAAAUGUAAUGCAUUCCGAUACAUCCGUUCAACGGCACAUUGGUACGACAAUACCGUGGGUCUCUCCUCUCUCUUCCUCUCCGUCGCGCGGUUAAGCCUCGGCUCUCGAUGCAUUAUCAUCUUGUUUACAAAACGUGAAGUGUCAUACCCGUGACUUGCCGCGUAUCGACUAGACGAUUAAUACCGAGUACUGUUAUGCUGCGAAGAACUUUCCUGACGCCACUUAGCGAUGGAAGGAGAGACUGAUAACCUAUACAACGCCCGACUUCAGAAGGUGCGAAGGAGACUUUUUCACGACGAAGAUGACAACGACGGGAACGCGCAACAGGAACGCGAGGACGUUGACAAUCGUUUUAAGGAGGAGAUGCGAAUACAACAGGAACAGAAAAUGAAGAAGUGGAACUUUGAUUUCGUGCACGGAAGGCCACUGCCUGGCCGUUACGAAUGGGUCAGACUCGACGAGCACGGAAAUGAAAUUUCCGAAUCCAACGAGACAAACGGGAGAAUAAAUUCCCAUGAAAAUGGCACGGAGGAGGCGAAAGACAGCAGGCAGAUCGAUGGGUCAAACGAUCAAAGCGGCAAGAGAAACAUAUUGUGAUACUAUUUAUUAGUAGAUAGAUAAUAGCAAUAUUUAAUGAUAUUAUAAUUUUUUCGAGCAUGACAAAGACUACGUAAAUCUUUGUAUAUGUAAAUCAUUUUUCACGAAGAAGGAAACUAUUUAUGAGUUCUUUUCGAAGAUUAGGACGACUUUUUAUACGAGCAGAGAGAGAGAGAGAGAGAGAGAGUAGUAAGCGCAAAGUCUUAUUAGCAGAUGUAUUCAAUUAUGUUUAAAAUGGCAAUUUAUAAAUUGGCGUUUAUAAAUUGGCGGUUUAUUGAAUUCAUUUGAAUCGGUCUCUUAAAUUUCUAGUCAAAGGAGGCGCGAUACCAAGCUUGCUUUCAAGAGAAACCAAAGUUAAAUUUUAAUUAAUUAAUUAAUUAACUUAUUGAGAAAUCGGAAUAGAAGCAACCUGAAUCGCGCAUGAUUUGGUAUCUAAUUAAUCUUAUCUACGUUAGUUUUACAACGCGACAUGUAUUAUUUAAUUUAAGUCGUGUGAAACGAAUGUGCAAUACACAUUAUUAUAUACAUAAGCACUUAUUAUUAUAUACUCAAUCGAUAUUUUUAGCGCUCUCUUCUCGUAUAACAAUUGAGUAGCUUAGAAAGAUGAGAUUUGUAUCAAAAUAUAUACAUAAUAUAUUUCUACGAGAUAAUAAAAUAA